This is a messenger RNA of Rodentolepis nana, 1161 nucleotides long. NCBI's taxonomy places the organism in Eukaryota, Metazoa, Platyhelminthes, Cestoda, Cyclophyllidea, Hymenolepididae. The record is from the annotation of a GenBank genome assembly.
AUGAGAAGGACAGCAAAUGAGAAACCCGCCAAUGGUCUUACCUCGAAAGAGAAGAGUAAUAUUACACCAGCUGAAAGUGGGGUUGGCGAAUCUAUUGUCUCCGCUGACUCUCCGGGAGGCGAUAGUAAUACCAAACGCACUCAACCGUCACAAUCAUUGACUAAAUUAGAAGCAAAUGUGUCCCAAAAACAACAACGGAACAAUGGCGGUGGUCGUAAAGUGAUUACAACUAACGAUUGCGUAACACCAACCAGGGAUUUAAUGACCGAUGGAAUGGCUGAUGAAAGACGAAUGCGCCUCGAUGCUGAGUCUGUGACCCAAUUCACAACCCUCCCCGCCCAAGAUCGCAUAACUCGCUAUCUGGAGAGCUUGGGUGAGUUGGGAUCGCCACCCAGUGUGCCCAGUGAUGAGAGACGACUUCACCAGAGAUCUGAUCCCAACAACAGCUGCCAUUUGCAAAUGCUUCCCCACUUUCCACCUCCUCCGCCUGUUCCAUCACCACCGCCUCAGACGUCAAAACAACAACAGCAGCAGUUCAACAACGUCGGUCGAAUGCCUCCUCCAUCUGAGGGAAGAUGGGCUCCUGUCGGUCGCUCAGCUUCGUGCUACCAGACGGUGUCUCCUUCCCAAUUGCCAAUUCCAACUAAUCCCAUGAAAACCAAUGGUUCCUCUUCGUCAAAUCAAGAGCCUUCUUCAAUGACCAACCAAUCGAAUCCGAAUGCUGUGGCGGUCGGAAUUGCUGAAUCUGCAACACCGACGGAUGACGUUUAUCAGGCACCAAACUUAGCCCAGAACAAUGCUAGCAACAGCAAAAACGGCAUGGAUGAAGUCACCGAACAAGCGGAACUCACAGCCUGUCUUAACAAUCUCUCUCUCGAAGCCAACCAGCUUUCCUCCACAUGUCCCGACCUGGCCCCCGAGUUGUCCGCUCUCUCCCAACAACUCUCGAUGUGUCGCAGUCAAAUUGAAUCUUGUCUACUUCGAGAUGGUGCUGAAGUCAGUCUAGAAGAGCAGAUACAUGAGGAUCAGUGUUUGGCUGGAAUAGCCACCGCCCUGCGCCACAUUAAACAAUCCUUGUCCGGAAUGCGGGCCCGACUAGAGGUGUCUGUGGAGCAGGAAGGAGUACCACCUACAGUCAACCCCACUCCGGUUUCCACUUAG